AUUUUGGGGUGACAAGUGCCCUGGAGACAGACAAAGAAAGAUGAGAAGAGGCUGGAAUCUCCAGAGUCCAAAAAUCAACUGCACGAUUGAGCAUAUGACAUACUUGGGAACCAUUGACCGAAACUGCCCGCCUUGGCCAGGUAUGAUAAUAACUACUUGCAUGAGCUGUCACACAAAAGGAGGCCCCAAUAAGGAACAGGACGCUGCCGCACAAAACUCACCGGGAGAAUUUGGGAGAGGCCGAAAGGAGGGAGGAGACGCCAGCCCGUAAAACGUCCUGCCAACCUCCCAGAAACCCUCCGACUGGAAUCCAUCUUAACUCAGAGAUGCAUGCCCCACCGCGAAGGGCCCUGAGUCAGACCAAAUGUGGGCACAAGUAGGAUAAUUGGCCAGAGACAACCCAGAAAGUAACCCCAUCACCAUAAAACCCGAGACUGCGAGCCACGUGGCAGAGCAGUCCUCCUGGGGUCCCUUACUCUCCUGCUCUCUGCCUGGGCGCCCCUUCCCAAUAAAGUCUCUUGCUCUGUCAGCACGUGUCUCCUCGGACAGUCCAUUUCUGAUCAUUAGACAAGAGCACGCUCUCGGGCCCUGGGAGGGGUCCCCCUUCCUGCGACACUAUCAGUUACUUAAAGGAUUUAUGGUAAAAUAUUUGUGUCACUGUCAAUUUGCCUCAACUUUCACUUCUGCCGUAUCUUGCUUAAACAUUUUGAAGCUGUUACUAGUUGUAUAGAGGUAGGAUUGACAUAUCUUUGUGUUAUGUUGACUUUUUAUUGAGGGGGCUAUGUUCUACUUCGGUGGGAAUAGGACUGAGUUGACGCCCUGCAUUCAAUUUGUGCUUUUCCUGGAGUUUCUUUUCUGUUCUUUCCGGAGGAGAAGGGCCGAAAAAGGACCAUUCCAGGGCGCGGCGCUGGGCUUGCCACAUUUGGGAGCGCCGCCUGAAGUUGGGCGCACAGCCUCGCGCCGCCCUGCCGUUGGGCUGGUGGAGGCCGCAGCACUGCUAGGGUUGCAUUAGUCCUCCUGUUUGCACUAUUUCUUUUUGCGACCAUGGCCCCGCCUUAAGUAUUUCCAAUUGAGAAACAAAACCUCAGGAAACCGAAACUUAACCAGCCGCUCUCGCUUCUGUAAUUACGCUUGCUGACCACCCCCCCCCCCCGCAACCGUCCAACCAAUCAGACGGCGACUAGUGUCUCUGUUUAAAAGUCAACCAAUCGGCGACUAGUGUCUUUGUUUAAAAGUCAACCAAUCGGCGACUAUGUUUGUACCGGUCUAUAAAAGAGCUGUACUAAACUCCGCCAGGACCUCUUAGCAUCACCGGCAACGAGUGCGCGGAGGUCCAGAAUGCGACGGUUAAUCGUAUGUGUUAACUCGGCUGGGCCACAGGACUCCGAUAUGUGGUCAGACACCAUUCUGGAUGUUUCUGUGAGGAUGCUUUUGCAUGAGAUUGCCAUUUAAAUUGGUGACAUUUGAGUGAGGCCGACUGCUCUCCAUAACCUGGGUGGGUCUCACCUCAUCAGCCGAAGGCCUGAAUAGAACAAAAGACUGAGCUCCUCCAAGGAAGAGGGAAUUCUGCUGCAAACAGUCUCUGGAGUUUAACUGCAGCACCAGCUCUCCGGCCUUCUGGCUCUAAGGAAACAGAAUUUGCCACCCUAAGAUACGUCUCUCUGUCACAUGCAUUGUUUUCAGCUGGUUAUUUUCUGAGAAAGAGCAGACAUGGGAAGGGUUCUGACAACCAAGUAGGAGUUGACCUUUUGUACGAAGCAUUUACAUUUAUAAGGGAAAUCUCCAUUUGGGGUGACCAAAUCUCUAGAAACUCUUAUCACUGGAGAAGGCGAUGCCUUCAAUCCGCGUCACAAUCCUGCUCACCUGCCACAACUGACUCUCCCCACCUUCAACAACCUGUUUUGUCUUUAGCUGAGGAUGGCAUUUAAGGCUUCCGGUGGAGCCUCGGGCAGGCGUGUCUCCUGGCCCUGGAAAGCGCGGCAGAUGCCCUCCACGUCUUUGCACCUGCUUUGAAGCCUCCCACUCCCAACUCCUGCGGCCGCUUUAGACUCUGGCAAGUCUCUUCAGAGCAAGGCUGAGCCGUCUGGCGUCAUGGGGGUGCCGGUUCCAGUCCUGUGGGCUCUGCUGGUGUCUUUGGGCUGUGCUGAAGAAGCCACAGAGCCAGGUGAGAACCUGAGCUGCUACCAGUGCUUCAAAGCCACGAGCUGGGAGUUUUGCAAGCCCGCCGCGUGCGCCUCCGCCGACCGGGUCUGCGUCUCCCACACGGUGAUCAUCACCCUGAGAUCUCGCCUGAGAAUUUCGCUCAGCAGGCGCUGUGCUCCCAGGUGUCCCAACACCAACAUGAAGUCUGAAUGGUCGUCGGGCCCCGGGGUGCACGGCAAGGUCACCAGGCACUGCUGUUCCAGAUCUCUCUGCAACAGGGCACCGCCCCCGCAGGAGGCUCCCGGGGCCCUUCCAAGGGCACUCCUGCUCCAGGUGGGCCUUGGCCUCCUCUGGGUCCUGCUGUGAGCACCUUUCCCUCGGCCCCAAAGCCCACGCUGUCCUCCCACCUCUAUCUGCCCCCAUCGCUCUCAAGACCGUGGGUGGGACAUUCACCCCUGAGACGGUAGGCAGCGCCAUCGCCUCGCCCUGGGCCCGGCCGCCUCUCCCGUCCCCAGCAGGGGUCCUUCGCUCACACAGCCUGGGACUGUAGCCCCACUCCGUGGGGUCAGGGAUGGGGGCAUGCGAUGGGCAUUUCUCAGUUUGGGGUAACAGCCCCUGCUCUGAACAGAAGCUCCAGGUCCCUGUGCUGGGCAAGAAGAGCCCGGCAAGGCCAGAGGGUGGCUCAGCCCUGGCUCUGGCUCUGACUGGCUCUGUGGUCUCGGCCCCCCCACGUCCGCUGUUCUCGCCACCUCUGUCCCUGGCCCAGGCAGAGUCCUGCAGUGGGACCACGACCUUCACUCCUUCCAGAGACAAUAAAGUCGUUGCUUG
Molecule: messenger RNA, 2970 nt
Organism: Orcinus orca (killer whale)
Lineage: Eukaryota; Metazoa; Chordata; Mammalia; Artiodactyla; Delphinidae
Gene: LY6L
Product: lymphocyte antigen 6 family member L
Exons: 8
Coding region: 2092-2508 (138 amino acids)
Cellular component (GO): plasma membrane
Source: RefSeq, a predicted model, not a curated record